Paramuricea clavata is the source of this 972-nucleotide messenger RNA. The record is from the annotation of a GenBank genome assembly. Lineage: Eukaryota; Metazoa; Cnidaria; Anthozoa; Malacalcyonacea; Plexauridae.
AUGUCCGAGUGGAAGAAAAAUCUAAGAAUGGAGAAGCAAGUUUUUAUGAAAUUAGCGGACGAAUUGCGACCUUACUUGGCGCCAGGUGUAGGAGGACCUCGAGACGAUGUUAUAACUGUGGAGAAACAACUGGCAAUGACAUUGUACUUUUUAAAGGAUCAAGGAUCUCUCUCCAUGACUGCAAAUGCAUUUGGUGUUGCCAUUUGUACUGUUUCGGUUGUUGUACGGAAGGUUUGCCGGGUAUUAACUAAACAUUUGGGAGCUAUAUAUAUUAAACUCCCUUCAUCAGAACAAGAAAUGAGGCAAGAAAUUAAGCAAAUGGAAAAUAAAUAUGGAUUUCCACAAGCGUUUGGUUGUGUGGAUGGUACACAUAUCCCCAUUACACAGCCCUCAGAAAAUCCUCACGACUAUUUCAGCUACAAAAUGAAAUACACAUUAAAUGUACAAGCUGUAUGCAACUGGAGAGGCUUAUUCCUCAAUGUCGAUGCUCGCUGGCCAGGCAGCGUCCAUGAUGGGCGUGUAUUUGCAAACUCAAAAAUAACUACCCUCCUUAGAGAACAGAGACUGCCAAUGGUUUACCAAGAAAUUUUUAUUGGUUAUGACAAGAUCCCUCCCAUACUUCUAGGUGACCCAGCGUACCCUUUACUACCAUUCUGCAUGAAGGAGUACCCCAGUCCACAAUCGAACGAGGAGGUCAUAUUUAACAAUAUGCUUCGAAGUGCACGAAAUCCAGUAGAAUGUGCUUUUGGACGUUUAAAAGCCCGAUGGCAAAUAUUAAACAAAAGAAUUAACAUGCAAUUGACAUUUAUUCCGGAGAUAGUCUAUGCCUGUUUUGUACUUCAUAACUUUUGUGAGAUUCAGGGGGUUAAUGUUGAUGAUGAAGUUGAGCAGCAGAUUGCACACGAUAUGGUGACACAGCCAAAUACAGUUGCAGAUUGUCUAUAUUCAUGUAACACUGCUGAGGGAGCACAG